Sorghum bicolor (sorghum) is the source of this 4847-nucleotide messenger RNA. RefSeq names its product lysine-specific demethylase JMJ703. The transcript is spliced from 12 exons. The record is from RefSeq and is a predicted model, not a curated record. Gene Ontology annotation, molecular function: histone H3K4me/H3K4me2/H3K4me3 demethylase activity. NCBI's taxonomy places the organism in Eukaryota, Viridiplantae, Streptophyta, Magnoliopsida, Poales, Poaceae. The coding region runs from base 826 to 4491 and encodes 1221 amino acids. Gene Ontology annotation, biological process: chromatin remodeling. Gene Ontology annotation, cellular component: nucleus.
UGCCCAUCAGCCCAUGGUUUAAGGCAAAAGCAACCAUAGCACAAGGCACAGGGCAAGGCAGCCUUUGUUUGCUUGCCCACUGUUCUUGCACAAUUUCAGCAACACCCUUUGCCAUCCACCUUUUCACACCUUGCAGCACCUCCUCCCUUCCUCUCUGCCUCUCUGAUGCUUGCUGUGUGCUGUGUUUUGUUUUGCAGCUGGUUAGAACUUUUCUUGGUUACUCCGUAGAAUACCAGUUACCACCCACCCACAGGAUUUCCUCCUCCGUCUCUCCCUCUUUUCUGCAAAGCUGAAAGGAAGAAACCCAGCAGCACCCCACUAUUUAUGCAGAGCCCCCUGUAUUUGGUUGGUACUACAGUAUCCCCUCUCUUCUUCUCUAGUGGAUUGGAGCUGCUUAUCUAUCUAUCUAUCUAUCUAUCUAUCUAUCUGUUCAUCAUCACAAGAAUAAUAACAACAACCCCUGCCUGCGUUGCUUGCUGCUACCCUGACCUGUGUGACCUGGCCUAGAAGAUCAGGAAGAGGAGGAGGAGGUUGGUGCUGGGGGCAUCAAAAUCUUUUCGGGUCAGGGUCUCAGGGCGGCAGCACCAACAGCGGCAGGGGAGGAGCAAAUCGAUUUCUGCAAAAGAAAGAACAAAAACAGAACGUGUGGGUAAAUCUCACAAUUUUUUUCAUUGCCGCAAGUUCUUGGAUCUGGCAAAAAAAAUAAAGCACGGCUGGGGAUAGGGCGAUGAGGACGAUGACGAUUCUGAUAUGAACGAUUGAACUGGCCCCUAGCCUUCUCACAUCAGCUCAGCUGACGGAUCUGUCCGUGCAAAAAUUGCCGUAAUGAUGGGAACAGAGUGCAUUGUGGCCACACUCGGCGGGGAUCCUGAACCCUCAAUUCCACCUGGAUUCGGACCUUUCGUUGCCCUCGCGUUACAGGGCAUCCGGGACAAUGUCAAAUCAGGUGAUGCUCAUUCUAGUUCUGCUCAAGCAGUGCAGUGCAAGGAGAAAGAUGUCGAUAUUGUGGAGCACGGUUCAGCAAAUAGUCGGAGUGGUACUCCUGCUAGUACUUCUGGGACCCAUAGUUGCAGGAGGUCACUUCGUAACAGGCCUCCAAUAGACUAUAGCCAGUUCGACCUUAUCUGGGACGACGAAUCUGAUGUUGAAUCUGCAGAAAAGGGAGUGGGAUCAGUGAGACACAGACGACAGUUACCGAAAGGAGUACUUCGGGGAUGUGCAGAAUGUGCUGAUUGCCAAAAGGUUAUUGCAAGAUGGAAUCCAUCUGGUGCAAGGAGGCCUGUUCUUGAGGAAGCUCCUGUUUUCUAUCCGUCCGAAGAGGAAUUCAAGGACACCUUAAAAUACAUUGAGAGUAUAUGUCCUAGGGCAGAGCCAUAUGGAAUUUGUCGUAUUGUCCCACCACCUUCUUGGAAACCUCCUUGCCUUCUUAAAGAGAAGAACAUAUGGGAAUGCUCAAAAUUUUCUACUCGGGUACAGAAGGUCGACAAGCUCCAAAACCGUAAAUCAUCCAAGAAGAGCAGAAGAGGUGGGAUGAUGAAGAAGCGGAGAAAACUUUUAGAGCUGGAAGAUAACAAUAACCUUAAUCACAGUCAAACUGGGAUGCAGCAAAACCAAGAGAGGUUUGGAUUUGAACCUGGACCUGAGUUCACACUUCAGACAUUUAAGAAGUAUGCAGAUGACUUCAAUGAACAGUAUUUUAAGAAAGAAGUGUCUGGGGACUCAGUGCCAUCAGUCGAAGACAUUGAAGGCGAGUAUUGGCGCAUAGUUGAAAAGCCAACCGAAGAGAUAGAGGUAGUAUAUGGUGCUGAUUUGGAGACUGGAACUUUUGGUAGUGGAUUCCCAAAGUUUUCUCCUGAAGUAAAAUCUGAUGUUGAGCAUAAGUACGCAGAGUCUGGUUGGAAUCUAAACAACUUGCCUAGACUACAAGGUUCAGUUCUAUCUUUCGAGGGUGGUGACAUCUCUGGUGUUUUGGUACCUUGGGUGUAUGUCGGAAUGUGCUUUUCAUCAUUCUGCUGGCAUGUUGAAGACCACCAUUUGUACUCACUGAACUACAUGCAUUGGGGUGCUCCAAAGAUGUGGUAUGGAGUUCCAGGAAAGGAUGCUGUGAAUUUGGAGGCUGCAAUGAGGAAACAUCUACCUGACUUGUUUGAGGAACAACCUGAUUUGCUUCAUAACCUGGUUACUCAAUUUUCACCAUCAUUGCUUAAAUCUGAAGGAGUACCAGUCUACCGAUGUGUUCAGCAUGAGGGAGAGUUUGUCCUAACAUUCCCUCGGGCAUACCAUGCCGGUUUCAAUUGUGGCUUCAAUUGUGCAGAAGCUGUUAAUGUGGCACCGAUAGAUUGGUUACCAAUUGGACAGGAUGCGGUUGAGCUUUAUCGUAAGCAAGCUCGUAAAAUUACUGUUUCCCAUGAUAAGCUGUUGCUUGGGGCUGCAAGAGAAGCAAUAAGAGCUCAGUGGGAUAUCCUGUUCCUCAAGAGAAAUACUGCUGAUAACUUGAGGUGGAAGAGCAUGUGUGGACUUGAUAGCACCAUAUGCAAAUCGCUUAAGGCAAGAAUCAAUUUGGAGUUGGUGCAAAGACAAAAUAUAUGCUCUCCUUCUCAAUCUAGAAAAAUGGAUGCUGAAUUUGAUUCUACCGAAAGGGAGUGUGCAUUGUGCUAUUAUGAUCUGCAUCUUUCUGCUUCUGGCUGUCCAUGUUGCCCAGAGAAAUAUACUUGCCUUGCACAUGCAAAGCAGCUUUGUUCAUGUGACUGGGACAAAAGAUUUUUCCUAUUCCGUUAUGAUGUCAAUGAGCUAAAUCUGUUAGCUGAUGCUUUAGGUGGUAAGUUAAGUGCAAUUCACAGAUGGGGUGUCUCUCAUCUUGGAUUAAGUCUGAGCUCAUGUGUCAAACGAGAAAAAGACCAAGAUUCGAAGACUCUUCACAGAGUAACUGAAGGCCCCAGAAGGUCCUACAUGUCUCAGGCUUCAACAGUAUCAUUGGCACCUUCGGUGGUUUGCAAAGAACAGAACAACAAUGGAAAUAAGAUGCUGAACACAUCUAGUUUGGAAACGGAUACUUCUGGUCCUUUUUCCGAGCCAAUAAAAUCUGGAAAUGUUUCACUACAAAAGGAGACACAAAUGAGGAAUGAGGUAUUGUGUACGCUAAACAACAGUGUCAGUCCUGAAGGCCACAAAGGCUCACUAAACUUUCCAGUUCCUUCUGGUCAGUCAUUUUCUUCCAAUUUUGCAACAAGGUCCUUAAGUACUUCAGGUGAAUCUAUGAAAACUGCAUAUGGCUUGGCAGUAUUUGAAGGGAGUAGAGAAUCUUCUCGGUCUGGAAACUGUAUAUCUUCAGUUGGUGUGCAUCAUAACAUACCACCAAUAAUGGUUGAUCAAGGAAACAACAUGAAUCCUAGUAUGGAGAGCUCAAAUAAUUCACAUAGGUUGAUGGCAUCUAACACUAAUGCAACUCAGUGUCACUCCUACAAGGACCAAAUGCAUGUAACACCAGAGACUAGGGCUUGUGCUUCAUCAAGUCAGCCAUUCGUGAGAACUGUUUUAAGAGCACAAAGUGUAUCUAAGGAAGCAUCAGCUGGUGUCUUUGGUUCAAAGCCUCUCAUAAAUUCUUCACUUGUGAAAAAUACAUAUGGGGGUUCAAGUUCAUGCGGUGCCCAUCUUGGGCUUCCAAAUUUUGGUAACCAGCAACCAAGUGAUGGAUGCCUUCAAAGAAAAUCUGAAUCUUUAUGUGGUUCAGAAGCUAGGGGGCAACCAGUUUUAGUGGUGCAACCUGCUCUAGAAAAUCGUAAUAGGAAUGGAGGUGCACACAAGGGCCCUCAGAUAGCCAACGUCAUGCAUCGAUUCAAGAGCUUAGUUGAACCUUUGGAAAUUGGUGUUGUGCUAUCUGGGAGGUUGUGGUCCUCAAGCCAAGCAAUCUUCCCAAAAGGGUUCAGGAGCAGAGUAAAAUACUUCAGCAUCGUGGAUCCAACACAAAUGGCAUACUACAUAUCUGAAAUAUUAGACGCCGGACCACAGGGACCUCUGUUUAUGGUGACUCUGGAAAACUGUCUGGGUGAACUUUUUAUCAAUGUAUCUCCUACCAAGUGCUGGAGCAUGGUUCGUGAGAGGCUGAAUAUGGAAAUACGGAGGCGACUCAGUAUGGGAAGAACUAAUCUUCCUGCACUACAGCCACCAGGAUCAGUUGAUGGUUUUGAAAUGUUUGGGUUGCUGUCACCGGCAAUAGUUCAGGCAAUCGAGGCUCGGGACAGAGAUCACAUCUGCACAGAGUACUGGAGAUCCAGGUCCCAUAUUGUCACUGAAGAUCGUGAUAGUCGGCAGAUGGGGCCACUUCAGGCUCAGGGUCCACUGCAUGCGCUGAGGGAGCUGUUCCAGCGAGCCAACCGCAAUGAGCUCCUAGCCCUACGGAGUCUACUGGUGAGCAACAACAACCUGGACGACUUCUCCAGGCAGCAGGCUGCCCAAAUCCUCGACGAGGAGAUGGCCAAACAGUGGCGCUGACAGGUGCAAAUACAACUUCUAAUCUCUUGUUGACAUGGGAUUUUCUUUGACGGGAACAAGCAGUUUUCAACACUGAGAGAGCUGUUCCUUGGCGUUGCCCCCGUGCCCAUUCUUUGUAUUGUUGUGUCCAUGCUCCUUGCCAUAAGAUUUUGCCCCCAUUUGGGUGUUCUUAUGCGAUCGGAUGACUGACACCUCAUCCACUGACCAGCGUACAUACCGCUCUGUUCUUCUUCAAUGUUAAGGGAAAUAAAUACUGUCUGUCGGGAAACUCUUGUGGUGUUUCUUUUUCUAAACGAAAUAUUUUACCAUCUUCUUUAGUGAGCCGGCAAGUGCAGGCACAUGGGACCUGAGAUUUA